UGUUUGUCAACUCUCCUCCUGCUGUCAUGGAGCUGCUGGUCCAGAUGUUCCCCUGAGGGAGCGAGGCGAGGCAAACCUGAGCUGAGGUGAGCGGAGGACUGCAGGCUGGACAUGGAGCUCGUCCGUCUUCUCUUUGUCUGCGUCCUGCAGGCUCAGCUGGGGACUUUGUGGGGCGCAACGCCUGAAGAUGUGCAGAGGGGCCCGCCUGAGGGGACGCCCGCUCUGCCGGGCACCAGCCGGUCCAGAUUGGCUCGCAGCGCGGCGUCCCAGGGAGGUCGGCUCGACAUCAGUUUCCUGCCUGACAACAUGACCCACGUAGUGGAGGACUCUCAGCGCUACUACAGCUGGCAGAGUUUUGGCCCUGAAGACAGACGCACCAAAGACUUGUGGGUGGAUCUGGACUCUCUGCACAAGAGCCAAGUCCGAAUCCACGGCAUCCUGUCCAAUGCGCACCGGCAAGCGGCGAUGGUGGCGCUGUCUUUUGACUUCCCUUUUUACGGACAUAACGUGAGACAAAUCAUCGUUGCAACUGGUGGCUUCAUCUUCAUGGGGGAGAUCACCCACCGCAUGCUGACCGCCACCCAGUACAUUGCUCCCCUCAUGGCCAACUUCGAUCCCAGUUUCUCCCAAAACUCCACUGUUAGGUUCUCAGACAACGGUAAUCUGUUUGUGGUUCAGUGGGACCAAGUGCGGCUAAAGGAGCGAGAGGCCGAAGGGGCAUUUACCUUCCAGGCGGCCCUGCACAUAAAUGGAACGGUGGUGUUCAACUACAGAGAGAUCCCGGUGCCAGUAGACACGAUCAACUCUAUCGAACAUCCCGUCAAGGUUGGGCUGUCCGACGCCUUCAUGGCGUACCUCCCGUCUGCGGAGGUGUCAGACGCAAAGCAGCGGACCAUCUACGAGUAUCACCGCGUGGAAAUCAACACCACCAAGAUCGUCAACGGAUCCGCCUUCGAGUUCACUCCGCUGCCCACUUGUCCUCAACACACCUCCUGCGAACUCUGCCUGGCGUCCAACCUGACCAGCGGCUGCGGGUGGUGCAACACGCUCCAGCGAUGCUCCGACGGGAUCGACCGUCUGAGGCAAGAGUGGUUGGAUUACAACUGUCCUGAAGAGGCUAAAGGCACAUGUGAGGACUACAACUUGCCAGAAGAUUCCACCCUCUCCUACAACCACUCCUCACUUUCUCCCUCAACUUCCUUUGCCACGGAGCUGCAGGACGAGCCUGUGACCAGGGAUCCCCGGGAGGGCUCAACGAUAACGGAGACCACGGCCAUCAUCGCAGGCGUGCUGGCCGCCCUGAUCCUGCUGGUAGCGCUGACCCUCCUGGCCGUGUACUGCAUCAACACCCACCCCACGCUGGCGCCACCGUUCUACCUCAUGCAGCGACGCAGCAACAGCUACUGGCCCGCCAUGAAGUUCCGCAACCAGGAGUGCCAGUCCGGCGAGGUGGAGCUCGGGGGCCACGAAAAGGAAGGCUUCAUCGAGGCGGAACAGUGCUGCUGAGGCUCCAACAGUGCUAAAGGGCGCCAUCUUGAGGACGGCAUGGCUUUUUUUUUUCCUCUUGUCACAUUUUGGAGGAGAAAAGUGUUUCAAAAGGGAAGUCAGGGAGUGAGUAAACAUUGCCUUCAUACUGUAUCGUACACUUCCUAACCCAUUGUUGUUUGUGGAGGAGUUACAUGAUAUAUAACUAAUGAUCCUGGGAAUGUAUCCGCUUGUUUUCUGGGUGUCAUUUCCUGUUCUAAUGUCUUUUAAUAAUAAAAA
Nerophis lumbriciformis (worm pipefish) is the source of this 1764-nucleotide messenger RNA. RefSeq names its product plexin domain-containing protein 1-like. The record is from RefSeq and is a predicted model, not a curated record. NCBI's taxonomy places the organism in Eukaryota, Metazoa, Chordata, Actinopteri, Syngnathiformes, Syngnathidae.